Molecule: messenger RNA, 1033 nt
Organism: Purpureocillium takamizusanense
Lineage: Eukaryota; Fungi; Ascomycota; Sordariomycetes; Hypocreales; Ophiocordycipitaceae
Exons: 4
Coding region: 108-650 (180 amino acids)
Biological process (GO): deadenylation-dependent decapping of nuclear-transcribed mRNA
Cellular component (GO): P-body; Lsm1-7-Pat1 complex
Molecular function (GO): RNA cap binding
Source: RefSeq, a predicted model, not a curated record
ACCCUCCUCCUGCUCAACCGCAUCAACCACCACGCGUCCGCCACCCUCGACCAUGGUCUGAAAAGUAGGCGUUUGUGAGGACUCGAUUGAUGGAACCAGACUGAGACAUGGAAAACCUCUCCAUCUCCGACGCCCCUCCGGCGGCCCCUCCGCCCCAGGGCUCUUCUCAGGCCGGCGGCCCUCCGCAGCCGCCUCCGCAGCUGCCCCCGCAGAUGUUCACGACGGCAGCACAGCUCUUGGAUCUCACGGACAAGAAGCUUAUGGUUGUCCUACGUGAUGGCAGGAAGCUCAUUGGUGUGCUGCGAAGUUGGGAUCAAUUUGCUAACAUUGUGCUGCAAUCGACGACGGAACGCAUCUUCGCGGCGAAUCCGGACAGCGCCCGCUCUGAUACGGCCCCGCGAGGCCUCUUCGCCGACAUCCCGCAUGGUAUUUUCCUCGUUCGAGGCGAGAACGUGCUCCUUCUCGGUGAAAUCGACCUCGACAGGGACGACGACCCACCCCCUGGCUACGAGCCCGCAGAGCUGGAGCUCGUCAAGCGGCUCGCAGAUGAGCACAAGGCAUUGGAGAAGGCUCGGGAUAAGUCGCGCUUUAAGAAGCUCGCCAAGAUGGGCUUCGAGGGCGAGAGCCAAGGCGAGAUUGUCCUUGGUUGAAAAGCCAGGCUGCGGGUAUCUGGGCGCCUGCGAAUGCGCUGAGUGAAGAAAAUAACGAAGGACGCGGAGUGCUAACAUUGAAGGGCGCUUUUUUGGCAGCAAACAUGGUAGUUCAAGACCACAGCGGCGUUGCUCUUUGCAAGCCCUCGGGCCUGGUUUGGGGGCGCAGAAUAUUGUGAAAUGCUCCCCCCAGGUAGGAUGUCUACCUCCUCACCGCAAACGAGGGGGGUUGGACGCGAAUGGCUACCAGACGAUUGGGCAUGGCUCUCCGCAAUGAAGGCACGUCAUGAACUAGGAGUAGCUGAGCAGUCAUUCAUGCCAUGAAACUGAUUUUACGCAGACGGCUGGAUCAAUGAGAAAACAACCAAUCCUUUGGGCCUAAA